Molecule: messenger RNA, 5930 nt
Organism: Sciurus carolinensis (gray squirrel)
Lineage: Eukaryota; Metazoa; Chordata; Mammalia; Rodentia; Sciuridae
Gene: Znf217
Product: zinc finger protein 217
Exons: 7
Coding region: 669-3815 (1048 amino acids)
Biological process (GO): regulation of DNA-templated transcription
Cellular component (GO): nucleus
Molecular function (GO): RNA polymerase II cis-regulatory region sequence-specific DNA binding; DNA-binding transcription factor activity, RNA polymerase II-specific
Source: RefSeq, a predicted model, not a curated record
AUCAGGGGCUCCGGGAGGCCGACUUAGGUGUGUCCCAUGGUCACGAUCAUCUCAGAAUAGAUAAAUGCACCUUUUCUGUAGCUGCACACGCUCGGCCUGCGCUCGCUGCCCCCUCGGCGCCGGCGGCCGGCUGGACGCGGUGCGCGGGGGAGGGGCGGCCGCCGCGCAUCCCGCAGGAGGUGCCGCACAGGCCUGGCUCCACCUCUGCUCUGGAGAAGAUGCUUCAGGAAUACUGAAGACCAGCCUGAAAAGUCUUGAAAAAUCUUGAAAGUCUCCCACCUUUCAAGAGGAUCGCCCCAGCAAGGUUUGGAAGUCCCUUGUCUCCAUUCUGCCAGCACCAGCCUCUUGCUCAGUGGCAGCACUCACUCAAUGGAGACCAGGAGGACUAACGCUUGGUGCUGAUUUGUGUGUGGAUCACACCAUCAGGCAGUCUGUGCCUUGUUUGUGCAAAGAGCCAGUGACAGUCUCUGUCUCUGAGCUUCCUACAAACUUCCGAAGAUAAGAAGGUAGAGGAAUAUACAGUUUGUGUUGAACUUUGUGGUACAUAUUUGCUCUAGUUUUGAAGCCCGGGCUGCUGGAGGUGUCUUGUAAGUGGCCUUAUUCCAACUCUAGAAAUCCCCAGCGGAACUUUGAGUCUUCCUGCGUACAGUCCUAGCACGACAGGGAACAUGCCGACGCAGUCCCUGCUGGUGUACAUGGAUGGACCAGAAGUCAUCAGCAGUACUCUCGGCACCCAGGGGGAGGUGGGUGAUGCCUUGUCAAUCAAAGGGACCACCGCUGUACCUUUCAGAGCUUCUCAAGAAAAAAAUAUCAUCCAGAUAGAAGGAUAUACGUCCUUGGACUGCAUGUUCUGCAGUCAGACCUUCACACAUUCAGAUGACCUUAAUAAACACGUCUUAACGCAACACCGACCUACCCUCUGUGAGCCAACAGUUCUGCGCGUGGAAGCAGAGUAUCUCAGUCCUUUAGAUAAAAGUCAAGUGCGAACGGAACCGCCAAAGGACACGAGCUGCAAAGAAAAUGAAGAGUUCAGCUGUGAAGUGUGUGGGCAGACAUUUAGGGUCGCUUUUGAUGUUGAGAUCCACAUGAAGAAACACAAGGACUCUUUCACUUACGGGUGCAGCAUGUGCGGGAGAAGAUUCAAGGAGCCGUGGUUCCUCAAAAAUCACAUGCGGACGCACAAUGGCAAGGCGGGCGCCAGGAACAAGCUGCAGCAGGGCCUGGAGAGCCCUGUCACCAUCAACGAGGUUGUCCAGGUGCACGCGGCCGGGAACAUCUCCUCUCCUUACAAGAUCUGCAUGGUCUGUGGCUUCCUAUUUCCAAACAAAGAAAAUCUAAUUGAGCACAGUAAGGUGCACACCAAAGAAACUGCUUCCAGUACCAGCAACGCACAGACCGAUGCUGGGCAGGAGGGAAUGCCGUCUCCGAGGGAGGAGUUUCUGCAGUUCUUGAACUUGAGACCCAGAUCUCACCCUGAGUCUGGGAGGAGGCCUGUAAGGUGUAUACCUCAGCUCGAUCCCUUCACCACCUACCAGGCAUGGCAGCUGGCCACCAAAGGGAAGGUUGCCGUUGCCCAAGAAGAAGUGAAGGAGUCGGGGCAAGAGGGAAGCACAGACAAUGACGACUCGUGUUCGGAGAAAGAAGAACUUGGAGAAAUUUGGAGUGGGAGUAAACCAGAAGGUUCUGGAAAGUCCAAAACAAGCAAAAGCAGUUGCACAGGGCUCUCGCAAGACAAGGAGAAGCCCAGACACACCAACGGUGAGGUGCCCUCUGUGGACGUGGAUCCCAAGGUGUGUGGCAACAAAGAGAAGCCCACGCACUGCUCUGAGUGCGGCCGGGCCUUCAGGACCUACCACCAGCUGGUCCUGCAUUCGCGUGUGCACAAGCGGGACAGGAGGGCAGACGCCGAGUCGCCCACCAUGGCUGUGGACGGAAGGCAGCCCGGGACCUGCUCCCCGGACCUCACCACCGCUCUGGAUGACGGCGGGGCUGUGGACCGAGAAGGUGGCUCUGAAGACGGGUCUGAGGACGGGCUCCCGGAAGGGCUGCACUUGGAUAAAAAUGAUGAUGGAGGAAAAGUAAAGCAUCUUGCAUCCUCGAGAGAGUGUAGUUAUUGUGGAAAGUUUUUCCGUUCAAAUUAUUACCUCAAUAUUCAUCUCAGAACGCAUACAGGUGAAAAACCAUACAAAUGUGAAUUCUGUGACUAUGCUGCAGCCCAGAAGACGUCGCUGAGGUAUCACUUGGAGAGACACCACAAGGAUAAGCAGCUUGAUGUUGCUGCAGAAGCCAAGAAUGAGGGUAAAAGUCAGGAGACCCAAGAUACACAAUUAGCGGCCGACAGUGCGCAGACCAAAAAUUUGAAGAGAUUGUUUGAUGGUGCCAAAGAUGCUAAAGGCAGUCCACCUGCAAAGCAACUUAAGGAGACGCCUGUCUUUCAGAAUGUUCUGGGCAGCGUUGUCCUCUCACCAGCACACAUAGACACUCAGGAUUCCAGUAAAAAUGCAGCUGAUGACGGCGCUGAUAGAGGGAGCAGAAAUCCCACCCCUGCUCACGUGGACACGUUAAAAAAGAGACCAGCGCUUGAACCUCAGGCCGAUCACCUCGUCUGUAAGUCGGAGGCGGCCGCGGCGCCCCCGGCGCCCCCGGCGGAGGGCAUCGCAGCGCCGGCGGUGGCGGUGGGCCACAGGGACAAGAAGGCGGAGAGCCCAGCCGAGGGCAAGUACCCGGCGGGCGUGGACUGUCAGGAGAAACCUUUAAACCUGUCCCUUGGGGCCCUGCACAGUUGCCCGGCCAUUUCUCUGAGUAAGAGUCUGAUCCCCAGCAUCACCUGCCCGUUUUGUACCUUCAAGACCUUCUACCCCGAGGUUCUGAUGAUGCACCAGCGCCUGGAGCACAAGUACAACCCCGACGUCCACAAGAACUGCAGGAGCAGGUCCCUGCUGCGGAGCCGGCGCACCGGCUGCCCGCCCGCGCUGCUGGGGAAGGACGUGCUGCCGCUGCCCAGUCUGCACAAGCCUAAGCCGCGGGCGGCCGUCCAGGCGCAGCCCAAGGCGCUGCCCCCGGAGAAAGCGCGCAAGGCCGCGGCCGCCGCCGGGCCGGACCCCGGCGCCCUGGCGCCCAGCAACCUCAAGUCGCUCAGGCCGCAGCAGGGCGGUGGGGGCCCGGGCUCCGCCCGGCAGCCGCAGCCCGAGGUGUUCUCCAAGCCCAGCACCUCCCCCGCUGCGGCCGCGGAGAAGACGAGGAGACCCGAAGGCAAGGCCAAGGCCCUCCCGGCGGCGCCGCCGCAGCCCGGCCUGGGCAGCAGCAACGGCCUGGGCGCCGCGGAGCACCCCGCGAAGGCCGAAGGCCCGUGGGCGCCCGCGGCCCGGGACUACUUAUGCAGCCGCAGCGCGGGCGCAGACUUCGGCGAGCCGCUCCCCAAGAGGCUCAAGUCCGGCGCUGCCGCGCUCGACGCCGAGCAGCCGGCGCCCAAUUGCAGAAGGGGCUUCGAGGUGCCCAAGUACCACGUGGUCAGGAGCAUCACCUCGCUGCUGGCGCAGGAGUGCGUCUGCCCGCCGCCGGUGCUGCCGCCCAAGCCCAGGUUCCUGGGCUCUGCGGAGGCGGAGGCGCCCGCCGUGUUGACGGUGCAGAAGCCCUUCAGCGGCGCGGGACCGCUGUACGCAUGCGCGCCCGCCGGGCACCCGGCAGCCGGCCCUGCGCUCGAAGGGAAAAGGCCUGUGUCGUAUCAACACUUAUCUAACAGCAUGCUGCAAAAGAGAAACUAUGAGAAUUUCAUUGGGAAUGCACAUUUUCGACCAAAUGACAAAAAAACUUGAUUUCCUAUUUUUUGGGAAAAAAGGUCUUGCUGGGUAUGUUUGUACUCUCCGUGAAAUUCAAUUUGAGUUCAUCUUCGAGAAGGCGAGUGGUGAAAGCUACUGAAAUAAGCUGUGAUUGUACUGUACAUAGAACAUGUAAAGAACAUGUAAGGAACACUACAGUUUGUAAAGUUGUUCUGUUAACUUUUGUACCAAAUAGCAAUAAAAACUAGUUGGAACAGUUGAACUGUACACAGUGGGGACUGGAAAUCUCUAUUUUGUCCCUGAAUAAUAUUUUUUUAGAAUUGACCAAAUAAGUGGAGUUUUUGCAUACUUGAGCGCUGCUGAAAAGAAAUCAUUUGGGCUGGGGUGGGUGGGUAGGGGAAAGUAUAUAAUGCUUGCACCUCAGGUAAACUGUACAUAUCUGUUGUAAACCGCUUGUUUAAGUACUGUGUGUUCCUUUUCUCUAAUGGAGCUCAACACGUGGAGCAGUUUCUGCCGUUUGUGCUCAUUUAAAAUGUUUGUUUUUUAAAAAAAUUCUCAAUGACUUGUAUUAUGUUGAAUCCUCUGCAGUCUAUUGUCAACACAGCUGUUAGUGGACAUGUUGACCCUCUGAAAGCGUGCUGCAGGGUCGUCAGCCACUCUGAACUCGGCCCCCUCUUAUUGCAGAUGUUGCCAGCAUGUCCCCUGGGGGAGACUCGGUCUCCUUCCCAGCUGCAGCCCUCACUGGGGUGCUGUGUGGGGCCCUUCGGGUGUGCGUCUGCGGAGAAGCCCUUCCUCUAGUGCAUCUAGAUUUUGAGUAGACAUACCAAACUCUAUGUGGAGUGAUUUUGGUUUGUUUUCUAUCAUUAUCAUUUUGCGGGGGGAUUCAGUUUUUGAGGGGGUAUUUGCCUAAAUUAGUAUAUAAAAGAGCUAACUUGCAAAUACCAGGAAGCAAUUUUAAAGGGAAUGAAAGGUUUUUGAGAACGUUUUAGGUUUGUAUUUGGAAGUCUUCAUGUCUGGCAUUUGGUUAAGCAGGGACAUGGGGAAGUUAAUCGACCACACUGUUGUGUGGGCGGAGCUGGGGGCCCGCCUCCUGGGAGUCUGUGCCUGGACCCCAGCAGCCUUCCCACUCUGGGUUUUGCAGCUGCCAUGUUUCUCUUGGUGCACGAGCAGUUCGGGUUUUAGAGGGGACAGACGGCAGCUGGCUCACUAGAUGUUUUAACUUUGUGUUCCUUUAAUGUGCUGUCCGUGGCUGAGUUUAUUAGCAGCUCAUGGGCUUAGUAACCACAAAAUGUUUUAUUAAGAAACUGUUUCAAAAAUAAAUUUGCACUGCUAAUUUUUCUUGCCCUGCUCCUCUCUGUAGAACACAAGGGUAAAGUGCUCAAAGAAUCCUGAUUUUUUUUUUUUCCCCCCAUUAUGCAACACGAGGCAUCCUUGGUAGAAGUCUUAACUCCCAUGUUCAGGGAGACUCAAUCUGAGACCAGUCUGCUGGCAUUGCAGCAAAGUGCUUCGGAUCAGGAAAGUGGACACUAUUACCUGUUUUCCUGUUCACAAGCUGAGCCAUAUGUACAUAAAUCUAGAUUUUGUUUUCAUAGUUUUGCACUUUUUAUAGCCUAUUUUUGAAGAUUAACACAUUUGCAAGAUGAUUGAUUCCGUCUUUGCCUAAUUCAGUGAGUGUUACAGAAAGCUUGCUGUGACUGUAAAUGUAAAUCUUAAAAGGGGGGAAUGUGAUAAUAGCGGGCUGAAAUUUAAACCUGUAUUUAAAAAAAAAUCACCAAAUCUAUUCGAAAACAAGUCAGUUUAUGUUAUGCUGAAAUUUUGGGGGCUUUCAGAUCUCUUUUCCAACUACAUUUCUGAAUGCAUAAAAAUAUCAAUUUUUUUUUUUCACAGCCCUUUGUACUUCAAAAUAUGUUUUUUGUCCAUCAGUAUUAACUAUUGGGAUACUACUGGUUUUGUAUGUGUUUUUUCCUUUGAGACAACAGUACAUAUAAUAGAGGUACAAUUCGUUGGAUUUUUGUUUAUGUAUUUAUUUCAUUCCAUUUGAUUUAUUUUAAUUGUUGAUACUUAAGUUGUCAAACAGUAGACAUUACUUGUUUUAUUUAUGAUAUAUUUCAGCUUAAAGUUAUGUUAUUAUAUGUGGAUGUAAAUAUAGAU